AUCUGGACCGAUUCCAUUACUCACUUGGGCCCUUCUCACUCCCUCUUCACCAUACAAAACUUUGUUUCGCAGGUUUCGACGGUUUACUACCGGUUAGCAAAGGGAUGCCUGUCGGAAUCGAAGCUUGGUUGACCCAGAUACCACCAAUAACGCGUGCUUGGCUAGCGCUAUCUGUCGCCACGAGUUUAGCAGUGCAAUGUCAGCUCGUAACACCUCUGCAGCUGUAUUUCAGUUUUAAAUCCGCUUUUACCAAUGCUCAACCGUGGCGUAUGGCCACGACAUUCUUUUACUUUGGGUCGAUAUCACUCGACUUCAUCUUCCAUCUUUUCUUCUUCAUGCGAUAUAGUCGGAUGUUAGAAGAAUCCUCGUUUGCCAACAGAAAGGCCGAUUACUUUUGGCUGCUUCUGCUGUCAUCCGUAAUGCUAUUGGCCAUGUCUCCCUUAUUCAACCUCCCCUUUCUCUCCUCCUCGCUCGCCUUCGUACCCAUAUAUAUGUGGUCCCGUCGGCAUCCAUCCACACCAAUAUCGCUCUUUGGAUUGUUCACAAUCUCAGCGCCGUACCUGCCAUUAGCACUUGUAAUUUUCUCCUGGGUAAUAAGUGGAACAUGGAAGGCGGCGGCAGGAGAUCUAAUUGGGUGUGCGGUCGGUCACAUUGGAUGGUUCCUGCGAGAUGUCUGGCCAAGAGAGAUGGUUGGAGGGUACUCGGUACUGACAGAAGCACCUGAUGGGCUGAGGAGAUUAUUCGGAGACCUCUGAGCAAAUCUUCAGUGUAUUUGAUUCCUUCCUAGGGAAGAAAGAGCCGCGCUGCUACUGAGGCGGGAAGAGAAAUCAUUAUGAAUUCAUUGCUUCUGUGUUUGAUGAAGCAAUUUCCUUACGUUGCUGCAGUCGGGACCGUGAUCACGUCUUAUGUUAUCUGAACUCAUAUGUGUCAUUGUGCCAUCAAUGGCUCUUUCAAAACACUUGUCGUUGCUGUCAACUUUUUGUAAUGUCUUGCCUUGGC
Messenger RNA from Suillus clintonianus, 999 nucleotides. Its product is annotated as Der1-like protein. Lineage: Eukaryota; Fungi; Basidiomycota; Agaricomycetes; Boletales; Suillaceae. Gene Ontology annotation, cellular component: endoplasmic reticulum membrane; Hrd1p ubiquitin ligase ERAD-L complex. Bases 105 to 755 code for a protein of 216 amino acids. The transcript has 6 exons. Gene Ontology annotation, molecular function: ubiquitin-specific protease binding; misfolded protein binding. Gene Ontology annotation, biological process: endoplasmic reticulum unfolded protein response. The record is from RefSeq and is a predicted model, not a curated record.